UUGGCGGGUGACCUUCACGUACAGUCUUUGCAGUCGGUGCAGUGUCGUUGACGGGUAUGAUCUUGGAGUUUGACAUUUCCGGUUUGACCGGCAUGUAACAAAACAUGGAAUAAGGCAGAAGGGAAUCCUCUGCUAACCCUUUUGCUCAUCGUGCAAUAGUUUUCCGAUUCACUGCAAUAGUGCGUGUGUAUUUACGGGUAAAUGAAACUUUUUAAAUUUAGUGAUGCUGGUUGAUAAUUGAUAGGCGAGGUAGGAAAAGGAUGUUUGAACAAAUCGAACAAAACGAAUCGCACGAGGAACCGAUUCGGGAUGAAGUUUAAGGAAAAGUUAACGGAAACCGGAACCGGUCAAUGCGCUUAUAUGGACGUUGACGCUAUCUACUUUCAACUCUUGCUUCUGCUGAAACAAGUUGUAUCAAGUACACAGGUUGAUCCAAUUGUAACAGUUAAUCAAUGUUCUGAAGGCAUUUCGAAAGGGAUGAUGCCGAAUUUCUACGAUCAUUCACGCCCCACUAUGGUACCCACCAGCUCGGCAAUGCUCGGGCCUCCUACCAUAAGUGGGGAUCAGCAUACGAAAAAACAGCAGAUUAUUCCUUUCGAUUUGGAAGCAACACUACAAGCUGUUGAUAAUGAGGUACUUGAAGGAGAAGAAGGAAGCUGUCCAAUUUGCAAUAAGACUUUUAGUAGGAAGACCUCUCUGCUGAAUCAUAUACGGAAUCAUACCGCUGAGAAGAAGUAUAUCUGCGAGUACUGCCAGAAAGGAUUCUCUCAGCAGGCCAAUCUUCGCAAUCAUGUUCGUAUUCAUACGAACGAGCGACCUUACGUUUGCAUAGACUGCGGUAAAGCGUUUACUCAAAUCACAAAUCUGAACAACCACAGACGAUUACACACGGGCGAAAGGCCUUACGUGUGCAUCGAAGCCAACUGUGGUCGGUCGUUUGCACAAGUGACAAACUUGAACAAUCACAUGAAAACUCAUCACAAAACCCAACAGUACGUAUGCAAUCAAUGUCCGCGACGAUUCUAUCAAGCGACACAGUUGAACCUUCAUUUAAUCUCGGAACAUAGUACUACGAAAACCUUUUUCUGUCCCCAAUGUCCCGAUAAGCGUUUCAAGUCCCAGUCACUAUUUCAACACCAUCUGAAAAUCCACGGUUCAAACUUUGGGUACCCGUGUUCGAAAUGCGACGAAAGGUUCAUUCAGGAAUCUCAUCUCAUACUACACAUGACACAUCAGCACGGAGAUUACGCGUGUAACAUGUGCUCGAUGACGUUCAACGAUGAAGUUUUGCUGAAAAAGCAUGUCCAAAGGCACUUGGAUGGAAGAUUCCUAACCUGCCCGGUGCUGGGCUGCAACGAGGGAUUCACAAUGAAAAACCAUCUGACGAAACACAUGCAGAUGCGUCACCCAGCGAUCGAUCUCAAGAAGGGUUCGCCUGCUUCCAUCGUGGAAGCAGCCAAGCGACCACCGAAACAUUGUUGCCAUUACUUCAACUGCAGUGAAUCGUUUGAUACCUCCGAUGGGCUGAGCCAUCACUUGCGGACAGUACACGGGCUUCCGAUUGCCAUGCCCGAGGAGAAAAAGCUACCACCCGUGGAGCGGGAUGUUAGUAUGGUUCAUGUCCCCCAUUCAACGCCCUCGAUACUAGGGGCUAGCUUUCAGUCCUAUCAGCAGCAGAUCAGCGAGGCGCAACAACAGCAAUCUCUGCUGUCGAUGAGCGACAAACAGAAACUUUAUUCGGUUUCCGAUUUGCUCAGUAUGAGCGAAGAGUUGCAGCAGCAUCAACAUCACCAGCAACAACAACAACAACAACAGAAACGUGUCCAGCACAACGGAACUGCCGAUGUCGAGCAAAACAUAGAAGACAGAGUUAACAAUCUAAGCCGCAUUAAAACGGAACUGCAAUCCAACAUGCAAAUUCACAGUUUAUUCGGUCUAACGAACUCGAUGUGCAUCAACUCGUUCUCGACGCCACCGGCCGCGAAGCUGGUGUGCAGCUAUUGCUACAACGUCUACAAAACGCCGCAGACCCUAUCGAGGCACAUCGAAAAGUUUCACAGCUAAAUCGGCAGGCAGACAUAUGGCUGUGUGAAAUAUUUCUCCGUCGCUGUAUCGCAACCGUUGUUGCAUGUCAAUCGUGUAGCGUGCUCCGGAUACAUGUCGCGUGCCACCGGUCGUGUUUCCUUGGCUACGCUGGAUUCUGAUAGGAAACAAUGAAAUGUACAUAGGUUUACGUCAGCAUUUAAGGAAUGUGCAAUAUUUCGAAAAUGAAUCAUCGUUGAUAAGUUUAAUCAUUUCAGUAACAAUCUCAAGAGCAAUCACUGAUAAAAAACGUGAAAUCAAUUACUAAAUUAGCUAACAAACCGCAUUGCAUGUGCAUCGACGGUUGCGAUACGUUGAUUUACAGUAAGAAAAGUACAAAAAGCACACCAAAGGUGUCGUUCCGAAAAUUUCUAAUCGCGCAAUUUGAGGAACAUAUCUUUGCAAGCGAACACACAGAAAUAAGAGCACAUCGAGUAUUUAAAUUUGGUUCGAUAAUGAUUGCAAUAUGACGUCUACAAUAUAGUACGGUGUUUUUAGCGAAUACAAGGUCUAUUAGAAAGUAUCCCAGGAAAAAAAAGAACGGAAGUAGGAUCUAGGUAUUUAAUUUCAUGUUUAAGGUUUCUGUAGAUAUUUACUUGAUGAUAAAUGGCAAUACGAUACGUUGGAGGGAUUUAUCAAUCGACUAAAUGUUCUAACGAAUCAGAUGUUUAGGUAAGACGCCAUGCUCCAGGGCAAAAUCAAAAGAGAAUCUUUUCCAGUCAAAUGUUUCGAAUAAGAUUUAUCAAAGACUAUUUUUGUAUUUCAAAGCUGUGUUAUUCUAUUCAGGAUUAUAUUAUGAAACUGAAGGAAUAAAGACAAUGUCUAGUCCA
Molecule: messenger RNA, 2912 nt
Organism: Topomyia yanbarensis
Lineage: Eukaryota; Metazoa; Arthropoda; Insecta; Diptera; Culicidae
Product: zinc finger protein 883
Exons: 13
Coding region: 310-2064 (584 amino acids)
Biological process (GO): regulation of transcription by RNA polymerase II
Cellular component (GO): nucleus
Molecular function (GO): RNA polymerase II cis-regulatory region sequence-specific DNA binding; DNA-binding transcription factor activity, RNA polymerase II-specific
Source: RefSeq, a predicted model, not a curated record